Ceratosolen solmsi marchali is the source of this 1971-nucleotide messenger RNA. It is a transcript of the gene Skp2, whose product is annotated as S-phase kinase-associated protein 2. The record is from RefSeq and is a predicted model, not a curated record. Bases 366 to 1883 code for a protein of 505 amino acids. Gene Ontology annotation, biological process: SCF-dependent proteasomal ubiquitin-dependent protein catabolic process. The transcript has 6 exons. Gene Ontology annotation, molecular function: protein binding. Lineage: Eukaryota; Metazoa; Arthropoda; Insecta; Hymenoptera; Agaonidae. Gene Ontology annotation, cellular component: SCF ubiquitin ligase complex.
AUUAAUGUUGGGGAGAAAGUUGUAGCGCCUGCAGCAAAAGCGACGAUUUUCUAUUAGGAAAUCCCGCGCGCACUUUGCCGGCGCUCGAGGUUAGGUUAGUCGUCGCAUCUGCUCGUUAAGCGUCACCGGCUUAGGUUAUGUUACGAGCGACUGAGCGAAAAGAGCGAGAGCGCGCGCGUGGUCCUAUAUAGUAUCGAGGAAGCGCUUCCCAAAGGAAGGAGUGGCUGUUACAUGUCGUUGUAAUAGGAGCAUCGGGUCUCUCUCGAGAGUGACAGGGAAAAUAGGAGCAAUCGGACUUUAUUCCUCGACGCUCGUUGCCCACAUUUUGAAUUUCGAAAUAACGCGCAAACUGCACACUGGCGACGAUGGCGGAAACGUGUUGGUAUAACAGCAAGAGAAUGCGUUUGGACGAUGGCUGUAAUAAUAAUUUAAAUAGCGCAUCUGUAAAAGAGAGUGAAAGAUGGUCAUGUUCCGGUGAUACCAGCUUAGUGGAGCCUGAAAUUUUAGAAGAUAUGGGUGUUAGUAUGCUCGCCGACGGAGAAGCUAGUCGAGAAAGCUUACAAAUUUUGAAAACACAAGAAUGUACAAUAUCGCCAAAAAACUUUGAGUCUAAUAGACAUUCAAAGAAUAAGAGUACCAUGUACGAAACAAAAGAGACAUUCAAGAGUACGAGCUUUGAACCAGCCAAUGUUGACAGAUUGGAUCCAUUUGAUAACGAUGACACUGUAAAUUUUUCUGCAAUAAACAACGAAUCCGGUUAUUCUUCUAGAGUUGAAAAUGAAAAUUUUAUAGAAGCAAAAAAUUUUGGCAAGGAAGACUCGAACGACGCUUCAGAUAAACCGGGGACAGAUCCAUUCUAUUUAUUCAGAAGAAAGAAGAAACUAUCUAUAAUAGGCGAAGACAAAUUCAAUAAACUUUCAGAUGAAAUGAUUCUUAUGAUCUUAAAAUGGCUUCCAAAGAAGUGUCUAGUUCGUUCGAUGUUAGUUUGUAAAAGAUGGUGCCAAAUAGCUCGAGACGAAGCUUUAUGGUCGAGACUAGAUCUUGGCAGUAAGGUAUUGAACGAGGGCACGUUAGGUCACAUUCUUCCAAGAGGCGUUCAAAUUUUGAGAUUGGCACAAGCUGAAAUCGCACAUCCAGCUUUCCUCAAAACGAACGGCGACACACUUUGGGAAAAUUAUAUUUGUAAGCUACAGUACUUGGACCUUUCCAUGGCAGUUGUCUCCCCUAACGACUUGUCAGAUUUAUUAUCAAAGUGUAAAUAUUUAAAAAAAUUAUCUCUGGAAAAGUGUACGUUGAACAAAUCGAGCUGUGAAGCAAUUAGCAAUAAUCAAGAUUUAGAAGUUCUUAAUUUAACAAUGUGCGAAAGAAUGAAUAUCGAUUGUAUAAAGGACCUGAUGAAAUUAACAAGACUAAUAUCCCUGAAUAUAGCAUGGUGUGUUUUGGAUUCCGAGUCAAUGGGUUAUUUAUGCCAAACUUUACCCUCGUCCAUUACAAGAUUAAACAUCGCUGGCUGUCGAAAGACAUUGACAGACGACAAUCUAAAGGACCUGGCCCAAUGUUGUCCACACCUCGUGGAAUUGGAUUUAAGCGACUGCACAAUGCUCACCAUCAACACGGUGCACAGUUUAAUAAACUUAGGUGAAUUGGAGCAUUUAUCGCUUAGUCGCUGCUAUAGCAUUCCGACGUCGAUGCACCUUAGGAUAGCGCUAAUGCCGCGUUUGAGAUACUUGGAUAUAUUUGGAUUGAUAUCCGACGAACUGCUCAAGACUUUUCAAGCAAAAUGUGACAGCGUUGAAAUUAAUAAAUUUCAAUAUAGUGCAGUUGCUAGGCCAACCGUUGGGGUUAGACGAACUAGUAUAUGGGGUCUUCGAGUAAGAGAUUAGACUGGUGUCGUUGACCAACGUUUCUCUUUUAGUGAAAAUAGAGGUCGAUAAGCCUUAAGAACAUACCAAUGAUGUCAUUUUUUUUUUA